AUAAUUUCGGAUCUCCUCUGAAUUUCAAUGGCAGCACCUGAACAAUUUCAGAAAACCCUAACCCUAAUUCUCGAUUCAUUUGGUCACAAAUGAAUUUCUUCAAAUCCAUAUUAUCCGACGAUCCGGACCCUCUAGAAUCCGAGAAUCCCCAAGAAUCUGAACCUAACUCUCCCGCAAACCUAUCCGAUAAACACGACGGCGAGGACGACGUUGUCGGACCAGAUCGGAGUUCUGAAUCACAUGAUCAACCAAAUUCCAACCCUAAUUCGUCCGCCGGCUAUGGUGGGUGGAGCUUUGGAGGUCUAAUCCAGACCUUCGCGACUCGGUCAGAGUCAAUGCUCGAGACAUACCGUCGCGAUCUCAAAGAAUUUGGGUCGGGCUUAAAGAAAGAAACUUCUUUGUUUCGCGAAGUCGCAAACCGAGCCGUGAAGGACCUACCAGCUUCAAUCGAGGUCGGCGCGUCUGUGGCUCACGGAGCAAUCGAUGGAGUUCUGAAAUCGACGGCGGAGAUUAUCGCUCACGGUAAAGAAACCCUUCUCGCCCCCUCCGAUAUCGAAUCCGAUACCCCUGAUACGAAUUUGAAUUUGAGUUCGAGGCGGUAUAGUAGAUUCGAUACACAAUUAAGAGCUAUUCAGAGUGACGUGAAGACUUAUUCUGAAGAACCUGAGGAUUUGGAGGAUUACAAUAAAUGGAAAUUAGGGUUUGUGUUGGAGGAGAAGAAUGAGGAAGUUGAGAAUUUGGUUGCAGAAAGUGGGGCCUUGGAGGGUAUCUACACAAGGGUUGUGCCGAACGAGGUUGAUCGUGAGACAUUUUGGUCUCGGUACUUCUAUAGAGUCCAUAAGCUUGACCAACAAGAAAGUGUGAGAGCUAAUCUUGUAAAGCGAGCAAUUUCUAUUGAUGAUGAGGAAGAAUUGACUUGGGAUGUUGAUGAUGAGGAUGAUGAUGCACAAGAGAAUAAUGGAUCGCCAAAAGGUGAUAAAUUUGAAGAUAAGGAAUUCGGAAAUAAAGAUUUGCCCCAAAUUUUGAAGGAAGAGAGUGAUGGGUCGUCAAAAGGCUACAAAUUGGAAAAUAAGGAAUUGGGAGGCAAAGAUUUGACCCAAAUUGUGAAGGAGGAGGCUUAUAAGGAAUCACAAAGUGGAAGUUCCAGGGUUGAUGAUGGGAAGGAAGACAAUAUGUUGAGUGUGGGUAGUGUUAACAGCAAGGCAGGUAGAUCAAAUGUAGAUAAUGUGGCUGAUAAGAAAGAGUUGUCUAUACAAACUUUAAAAGUGAGAAGUGAUGAGGUAGUGUCGAAGUCUGAUGACAAGGUUGUAUUGGAUGGGAAGGCUGAUAGUGGUGAGUCUUGUAAAGAUAGUGAUGUUUCAUUUGUAUCGAGUCAGCAGUCUAUUCCAGAUGAGCAAGACCUUGAGUGGGAUGAGAUCGAUGAUGUUGGGAGCAGUGAUGAGAAGGUCACUCACGAUGGGAGCCCAAACAGAGCCGAGGUACGUAAGCGGCUGAGUGCUGCAGAAGAAGAUGAGGAUUUGAGUUGGGAUAUUGAAGAUGAUGAUGAGCCUGUGAAAGCUUGAUACCAAGUACAUGUCAAGAAUAUAAGUGUUUAAAGUAUAUUUGCCAUUAAUUCUAUUCUUGUCGUCAAAUAAUGUUUAUUUGGUUUAAAUUUGUGUUUUAUAGAAUGGGAAGCAUUACUUUCUUGUCCUUGAUUUUACUAAACAAAUGUACAUGUGACAAUGUGGUUUUGUAUGUUGAAGUAAUUGUGUUCAUAAUAAAUUUCGUUC
Messenger RNA from Ilex paraguariensis (yerba mate), 1769 nucleotides. Lineage: Eukaryota; Viridiplantae; Streptophyta; Magnoliopsida; Aquifoliales; Aquifoliaceae. The record is from the annotation of a GenBank genome assembly.